AUGUCUGUCCCUGCUUUUCCCCCCGGCGGUACUCUGCUCGACACCUUCAAGCAGUCGUUUGUCGACGUCCCUGUUGACGCCGAGAAGGACAAUGCCAUUGCCACCACCCAGUUCCUCGACGCCGCCGAGUCCCUGACAACCAUCUUCGACGCUCUUGGCUCUGUGGCCUUUUCUCCCGUCAAGAACGAUCUUCUCGGCAACAUCAAGAAGCUGAGAGAGCGCCAGCUGGCUGCCCCUGCUGAGUCCGAGACUGUCCAGGCUCUGGUCCUGAACGAGCUCAAGACCAAGAAGCACGUUGCUACUGAGGGUCUGGUGUGGUUGGUCCGUGGUCUUGACUUCACCUGCAUUGCCCUCUCCUCGAACGUCAACAGCGAGAAGGAGGAGCUUUCCGACUCGUUUCGCAACGCCUACGGCUCAACUCUCAAGCCCCACCACAGCUUCCUGGUGAAGCCCGUGUUCAGCGCCGCCAUGAGCGCCUGCCCUUACCGCAAGGUCUUCUACGAGAAGCUGGGCUCCGACCCCGAGAAGGUCCAGGCCGAGCUCCGACCCUACCUCAAGAGUCUGGAGCACAUUGUUGCUAUCCUCAAGGGUUUCCUUGACCGCAAGGAGGCCAAGUGGUAA
Molecule: messenger RNA, 621 nt
Organism: Pestalotiopsis fici W106-1
Lineage: Eukaryota; Fungi; Ascomycota; Sordariomycetes; Amphisphaeriales; Sporocadaceae
Exons: 2
Coding region: 1-621 (206 amino acids)
Biological process (GO): intermembrane lipid transfer; ceramide transport
Cellular component (GO): membrane; cytosol; cytoplasm
Molecular function (GO): ceramide 1-phosphate transfer activity; ceramide 1-phosphate binding
Source: RefSeq, a predicted model, not a curated record